Molecule: messenger RNA, 4258 nt
Organism: Monodelphis domestica (gray short-tailed opossum)
Lineage: Eukaryota; Metazoa; Chordata; Mammalia; Didelphimorphia; Didelphidae
Gene: KLHL8
Product: kelch like family member 8
Molecular function (GO): protein binding
Source: RefSeq, a predicted model, not a curated record
AUUUCAGAAAAAGCUAGGUAACUAGACUGAUGGUUUUCUAAGCUCUUAGUACCUCUUCCCCCAUUAUCCACCUUGUGCACCUCGCUGUGACCUGAGGGUAGACCCACGAACCCCCACCGCGCUGCUCUUUGGGGAGGAGGAGCGUUCUGAGACCGCCUCGGGCAGGGCCGCUGCCUCCUUAGCCACCUCAGCCCGGAUGGCUGCGCGGGUCGGACGUCCUAGAGUCCGGCCUCCCGUGCCUGUCAGAUGUUGGGAGAAGCAGAGCUGUAGGUCGCUAGUGUGAGAGCACCUCCAGGGCGCGGAGUCCUCAGACUGCAACUACGAGCGGCCUCGAGGCCCGACUGGGGCCCGACUGAGAGGAACUUAACUCUGCUUUCUUUCGUUGCCACGAGUGGAGGGAUGUGGCAAAUUGAACUGAACGUGAAAAGUAUGUGAAGAUCAAUGGGCUCUAUUUCUCCUCACCCCCAAAAAAAACUUUUAAAAAUCAGUGGAAAAUGUGUGAACAAAUCAAUGUUGAAAGAGAAAUGUUGACAAUGGCUUCAGAAUCUUUGUGCCCAGAACCACCUAAGACUUAUUUGAUAAAAGGAAAAAACCAGCAGCAGCAGCCACCUCACCGACAGCAGGAGGACAUAUCCUCAAAUAUUGAUGGUAAUAGAGAAGAAUCUUAUACAUUUGAAGCCAAUGAAGCUUGGAAAGAUUUUCACAGUUCACUCCUACGAUUUUAUGAAGAUGGUGAACUUUGUGAUGUGACACUGAAGGUUGGUUCAAAGCUGAUCACCUGCCAUAAGCUGGUACUAGCUUGUGUUAUUCCUUACUUCAGAGCUAUGUUUCUUUCUGAAAUGGCUGAAUCCAACCAGUCACUCAUUGAGAUCAGAGAUUUUGAUGGUGAUGCAAUAGAAGACUUGGUGAAGUUUGUUUAUUCUUCCCGGCUCACUUUGACAGUUGACAAUGUCCAGCCUCUUUUGUAUGCAGCCUGUAUUCUACAGGUAGAGCUGGUGGCUAGAGCUUGUUGUGAAUAUAUGAAGUUACAUUUUCACCCUUCCAAUUGCCUGGCAGUUCGAGCUUUUGCAGAGAGUCACAACCGCAUUGACUUAAUGGACAUGGCAGACCGAUAUGCCUGUGAACAUUUUGCUGAAGUAGUGGAGUGUGAAGAUUUCGUGAGUGUCUCACCCCAGCAUCUCUAUAAACUUUUGUCCUCGAGUGAUCUAAACAUUGAGAAUGAAAAGCAGGUCUACCGUGCUGCCAUCAAAUGGCUUCUUGCCAAUCCUCAGCAUCAUGUGAUGUGGUUGAAUGAAAUACUUGCUCAGGUUCGACUACCAUUGUUGCCCAUUGAUUUUCUUAUGGGUGUUGUGGCAAAAGAAGAAAUUGUCAAGCAAAAUCUAAAAUGUAGGGAUUUACUCGAUGAAGCAAGAAAUUACCACCUUCACUUGAGCAGCAGGGCAGUGCCUGACUUUGAGUACUCCAUUCGAACCACUCCGAGGAAGCAGACUGCUGGUGUACUUUUCUGUGUAGGUGGUCGAGGUGGAUCAGGUGACCCAUUUCGAAGUAUUGAAUGCUAUUCAAUAAACAAAAAUAGUUGGUUCUUUGGACCUGAAAUGAACAGUCGGAGGCGGCAUGUGGGUGUAAUAUCAGUGGGAGGUAAAGUCUAUGCAGUUGGUGGACAUGAUGGAAAUGAACAUUUAGGCAGCAUGGAGAUGUUUGAUCCUCUUGCGAAUAAGUGGAUUAUGAAAGCAUCAAUGAACACUAAGAGGCGAGGAAUUGCCUUAGCCUCUCUAGGAGGUCCAAUUUAUGCAAUAGGAGGGUUAGAUGACAAUACAUGCUUCAAUAAUGUGGAGAGAUAUGACAUUGAAUCUGAUCAGUGGAGUGGAGUGGCCCCAAUGAAUACUCCACGAGGAGGGGUUGGUUCAGUAGCUCUAAUAAACUAUGUUUAUGCUGUGGGAGGCAAUGAUGGGCUGGCCUCUUUGUCUAGUGUGGAGAGAUAUGACCCCCAUUUGGAUAAAUGGAUAGAAGUUAAAGAGAUGGGUCAGCGGAGAGCAGGCAAUGGUGUUAGUGAACUUCAUGGCUGCUUAUAUGUUGUAGGCGGAUUUGAUGAUAAUUCUCCUCUCAGCUCAGUUGAACGGUUUGACCCUCGAAACAACAGAUGGGAAUAUGUAGCCGAGCUCACUACUCCUAGGGGUGGUGUGGGGAUUGCUACAGUGAUGGGCAAAAUUUUUGCAGUUGGUGGUCAUAAUGGCAAUGCAUACCUAAAUACUGUGGAAGCCUUUGAUCCAUUGGUGAACAGGUGGGAGCUUGUAGGAUCAGUGUCUCAUUGCAGGGCUGGAGCAGGUGUCGCUGUGUGUUCCUGUUUAAGUUCUCAAAUCCGUGAUGUGGGCCAAGGAUCCAGCAAUGUGGUUGACUGUAUGUGACUUGAAUGCCAGCCACCAACAAUUCUAUCCUUCCCCAAAGUAAAGCCAGCUAGAGUUUUGGUGUCAUCUCGUCUUUGAAUAGGCUACAACUACAGCUACCUGCUUCUUUAAAUAUUAACUGGAUGAUGAUGCUCUGAAUAAAUGCAUCUUCACAUGUGCUCCAGGAGGGAUCUUCACAACUAGGCUGAUGCUGACACUGUCAUUUUUACAAAAUUAUGAGCAAUAUUGGGGUAUUGUUCCAACUUUAAGUUUCCAGAAGAGAAAUGAUUUUAAAAUAAGUGCCAAAAUGCCUGAGAUCUCUUGUUUUUAAUCUAAGUAAUUUUUAAGGUUAUAUCAGAGUAAUUUGCAAUCAUUUCUUUUUCAAAGUUAGACAAUGGAUUUAUCCUCCCAACUUUUCAGUCUAUAAAGAGAAAGUUGGAAUACUUUCAGUAGUGAUUUUUUUCUCAAUGAAGGAUAUUUCCACUAAUAAAAUUCUACUUUCCUUUUUUUUUACUGAAUGGUUUUAAUCUCCCAAAUGUUUACAAAAGUAAAAUAUUUUUGCACUAUUCUAAGUGCACUAGACUGCAUUUAAAGAAUGCUUACUUGUAGCAAUGUUGUGUAAAGCUCAGUCACAAUAAGCUAAAGAUUUUGCUCUUCUGAUUUUAAAAUUUUACUGCUUAAUGGAUUUAUUUUACAGUAAAUAAAAAAGGAGCUCAUUUAUUGUAAGGAGAACAUUUGUCUUAUUUGAUAUUACAUCCUGUUGAAAAUCUUAGGAAUGAGCCAGGAAGCUCAUUCAGAUCAUAUCCAAAGGCAGAGAACCAGGAAAGCCAUUUUUUGCUGUCCCUUUUGAUAGACUUUUGACUAAAAACUCAGGUGUAGUAUUUCCUGUCCAUCAGGCUGCUGGUUGAACGGUCCCUUUCCUGGGUAUAAUAUCUGGUUUUAGUUCUUAAAGGAGUGAAAUCAUUCUUAACAAACUUUCAUCCCCAGCUCCAGUUUGCGGAUAAUCACGAAACCAAUAUAAGACAAAUGUUAAUAAAUGUAAAGAGUUUGACCAUUUUCCUGACAGUUAUGUUUCAUGCUCUUGUGAUAAAGAACUGACCUAGAACAUGAGCCCAACUAUUAUGUCUAAUGACUUAACAGCUUUUCAUAAAAGUAACCUGCAUUGUAAGAUGGUUUCUCCCUUAAGUAAUAUGUAUUUAUUUGUUCAUAAAUAUUUAUUAAAGAUUCUAUUUUCUAUCUUCAGGUUAAUAAAAUUUAGAUGCUAUGGGGAAAGACCCCACUUUUACUUAAGCAUAGAGGCUUCCCCAGAUAUUAUGAGGAAUGUUUCCAACUUUCCUCAUUCAGCUUAAAGUGGAAGCUUCAGCUUUUCAUUGCAAUAGAACACCAAAGAGCACCAUUUUCAGUGGCGUAUGGUAAAGGUCAUUUCUCCCAGAGGUCAUAGAUUGAAGGGAUUUCUAGUUUCGCUUUGCCAUGGAGAAAUGACUCCAUGCUUCUCAGUGUGGCCAGUUUUGAGGAGUAUCAGGGACCCCAUAGCCAUGGAAGAGGAAAGCUAGAGUUGGAGCAAGUCUCUGCUCGCCCGUGCACAGACAGCAGUACUCAGGAAGACUUUUCAGAGGACAUUCACAGGCAGGCCCUGAACGGGUGUCCCAACACAGGCCGCCUGGCUUUCCAGAACUGGAUCUAGACAUGCUGUUGUGAAGCCGAUUGUCACCCAGCGGUCUUCAUCUGCCUUCAGAUACUCAUUUGUCAUGGAUUAUGCGGUCUGGUAGCUCUUUUCUUAUCAGAUGCACUGCUAACCACCUGUCCUAACGAAUUGUCUGUGUGCAUGUGUGAAUUUUCAUUAAACCUUGAUUUUCAAUGGUUCUUUCCUUUGA